GAGGAACAAAGCUGCUCCUCGUGGGCGGAGUUGCGCUCUGCAAGUAGCAGGGAGUCGUGCAUUUCAGCUGGGUAGAAGCUGGCAUCCGAGAAGCGGCAAGUCGGACUGUCUUCGGACAUAGACUGACUUUGCCUGUCAUGGCUCACGGGAUCCUUUCUCCGCCAGCGGGCUUACUCUCUGAUGAAGAUGUUGUAGACUCCCCUGUGUUAGAAUCCACAGCUGCAGAUCUGAGGUCUGUGGUCCGAAAGGACCUGUUGUCAGACUGCUCUGUCAUCUCCGCCUCUCUGGAGGAUAAACAGGCCCCACUGGAGGACACCUCAGAGAAGAUGAAAGUUUACCUUCGAAUCCGACCGUUCUUAACUUCUGAGUUGGACCGACAGGAAGAUCAGGGCUGUGUCUGUAUCGAGAACACAGAAACCCUUCUGCUACAGGCACCCAGAGACUCCUUUGCCUUGAAGAGCAAUGAGAGAGGCAUUGGUCAAGCCGCUCACAGAUUCACCUUUUCCCAGAUAUUUGGGCCAGAAGUGGGACAGGUGUCCUUCUUCAACCUGACCAUGAAGGAGAUGGUGAAGGACGUUAUCAAAGGGCAGAACUGGCUCGUGUACACCUAUGGAGUCACCAACUCGGGGAAAACCUACACAAUUCAAGGUACUGGUAAGGAUGCGGGGAUCCUGCCCCAGUCCCUGGCUCUCAUCUUUAAUAGUCUCCAGGGCCAACUUCAUCUAACCCCUGAUCUGAAGCCCCUGUUGUCCAACGAGGUAAUCUGGCUAGACAGCAAGCAGAUCCGACAGGAGGAGAUGAAGAAGCUGUCCUUGCUAACUGGAGGCCUCCAAGAGGAGGAGCUGUCCACCUCCUUGAAGAAAUAUGUCCACACUGAAAGUCGAGUAGGUGUCAGCUUUGACAGUGGCGUCGCUGGGCUGUCUUCCACCAGUCAGUUCACCAGCAGUAGCCAGCUAGAUGAAACAAGUCAGUUAUGGGCAGCACCUGACACUGUUCCAGUAAACGUCCCAGCAGACAUGCGCUUCUCUGUCUGGAUCUCCUUCUUUGAGAUCUACAAUGAAUUCCUUUAUGACCUGUUAGAACCACCUAACCAUCAGCAUAAGAGACAGACACUUCGGCUGUGUGAGGAUCAGAGCGGCAAUCCUUACGUGAAAGACCUCAAUUGGAUUCAUGUUCGUGAUGUUGAGGAAGCCUGGAAACUCUUGAACGUGGGUCGUAAGAACCAGAGCUUUGCCAGCACGCACAUGAACCAGCACUCCAGCCGCAGUCACAGCAUCUUCUCAAUCAGAAUCUUGCACCUUGAAGGAGAAGGGGAUAUAGUGCCCAAGAUCAGUGAGCUGUCACUCUGUGAUCUGGCUGGCUCAGAGCGCUGCAAACAUCAAAAAACUGGUGAGCGGCUAAAGGAGGCAGGCAACAUUAACACUUCUCUGCACACCCUGGGCCGCUGUAUUGCUGCCCUGCGACAGAAUCAGCAAAACCGGUCAAAGCAGAACCUGAUUCCUUUCCGGGAUAGCAAGUUGACUCGUGUGUUCCAAGGCUUCUUCACAGGGCGAGGUCGUUCCUGUAUGAUUGUCAAUGUGAAUCCCUGUGCAUCUACAUAUGAUGAGACUCUUCAUGCAGCCAAAUUCUCAGCCCUGGCCAGCCAGCUUGUACAUGCCCCACCUGUGCAUCUGGGAAUCCCAUCCCUUCAAUCAUUCAUCAAGGAGCAUGGGCUUCAGGUGUCCCCUGGCAUAAAGAAAGAGGGCAAGGCCAACUCGGACCUUGAGGACAAUCCUGAAGACGAAGCUGACAUCUCCAUGUACGGCAAGGAGGAGCUACUCCAGGUGGUGGAAGCCAUGAAAGCACUACUUUUAAAAGAACGACAGGAAAAGCGGCAGUUGGAGAUACAGCUCCGUGAGGAAAUUUGCAAUGAGAUGGUGGAACAGAUGCAAGAACGGGAGCAGUGGUGCAGCGAGCGUUUGGACACCCAGAAGGAACUCUUGGAGGAUCUGUACGAGGAGAAACUGAAGAUCCUGAGGGAAUCACUGACAACUUUCUACCAAGAACAGAUUCAGGAGCGGGAUGAAAAAAUUGAAGAACUAGAAACUCUCUUGCGGGAAGCCAAACAGCAGCCAGUGGCACCACAGUCCGGGGGGUGUGAAUUGUCCCUCCGGCGGUCACAAAGGUUGGCAGCUUCUGCCUCCGCUCAGCAGUUCCAGGAAGUUAAAGCUGAACUAGAGCAAUGCAAAACAGAGUUAAGCUCAACCACUGAAGAGCUGAAGAAGCAUCAGCAGAUGUUGAAACCACUGCCCACAGCCAAGCCUUUCACCAUGGAUGUGGAUAAGAAGUUAGAGGAGGGCCAGAAGAAUAUAAGGCUGCUACGAACAGAGCUCCGGGAACUGGGACAGUCUCUGCAGUCAGCAGAGAGAGCCUGUUGCCACAGCACCGGAGCAGGAAAACUUCGACAGGCAUUAACCAACUGCGAUGACAUCUUGAUCAAACAGAACCAGACCCUGGCAGAGCUACAGAAUAACAUGAUGCUGGUGAAACUGGACCUUCAGAAGAAGGCAGCCUGCAUUGCGGAGCAGUACCACACCGUGCUCAAGCUCCAGGGCCAAGUCUCUGCCAAAAAGCGGCUGGGAGCAAACCAGGAAAACCAGCAACCAAACCAUCAACCUCCGGGGAAGAAGCCAUUCCUGCGAAGCUUCCUUCCUCGAACACCUGCCUGCCAGAGCUCUACAGACAGCAGCCCGUAUGCUCGGAUCCUGCGCUCUCGGCACUCUCCUUUACUCAAAUCUCCCUUUGGCAAAAAAUACUAACAUUGUGAGGAUGACGAGGCAUGGUUGUUGCCUGAGGUUGGUCAGCUGAUGAGUCUCUCUUAAGCUUCAGCGUAUACCCAGAACUGUAUACAGAAUUACUGUAUUAUAAUCACCUAUAUAAUCUUGUUUUUUUAUGCACAAAUAUUAUAUAAAAUAAAGACACUGUUUAUGCUUUUA
Molecule: messenger RNA, 2975 nt
Organism: Apodemus sylvaticus (European woodmouse)
Lineage: Eukaryota; Metazoa; Chordata; Mammalia; Rodentia; Muridae
Gene: Kif20a
Product: kinesin family member 20A
Exons: 19
Coding region: 138-2798 (886 amino acids)
Biological process (GO): mitotic spindle assembly; microtubule-based movement
Cellular component (GO): nucleus; spindle microtubule
Molecular function (GO): ATP binding; plus-end-directed microtubule motor activity; microtubule binding
Source: RefSeq, a predicted model, not a curated record